AUGGGUUGCAACACCCCGCGGAGGAGCCGCAGUGCCUGUGGUCGGGUGAGCGGCGAGGGAUGGCGCUUUGGCUCAAGUUUGCUCCUUCCUGAAGAGUACAGCAUGACAGAGCUCCAUGAAGCCGUGGCUGUGGGUGACUACGACCUGGUGAAAAAGAUUUUGAAGGCAGGUCACUGCGACCCAAACCAGAAGGAUGCUGACUGGCAUGACAGGACCCCCCUGCAUUGGGCUGCUGCCAAAGGGCGGUCGGACCUGGUCAGGCUCCUGGUGGAUCACGGUGCCCGGCCCUGCCUGCGGAGCGAUGUGGGCUGGACCGCGGCUCACUUCGCUGCCGAGGCGGGGAAGCUGCGGGUGCUCCGCGCCCUCCACUCCCUGCACGCUGCUAUGGAUGCCGCCGACCUCUUCGGAGACACUCCCCGGAGGCUCGCGGAGAUCUACGGACACCAGGAGUGCUCCAAAUUCUUGGAAAAAGCAGAAGUGGAGAGUAGGAACUACCACAGGAAAGCUGCACUGAGGAAAAUUCCCUUAGACCAGAGAGAUGAAGACUGGGAACUCAAGAAAGAAGAGCUUCAGAAAAAUCCACCAUGUUUUUGGGAGAAGUGCACGGCCUCUAUUCAAAAGAAAAACAGGAAAAAGAAGGGGAAGCAGUAG
Messenger RNA from Cinclus cinclus, 651 nucleotides. RefSeq names its product ankyrin repeat domain 66 (gene ANKRD66). Bases 1 to 651 code for a protein of 216 amino acids. The record is from RefSeq and is a predicted model, not a curated record. Gene Ontology annotation, molecular function: protein binding. The transcript has 4 exons. NCBI's taxonomy places the organism in Eukaryota, Metazoa, Chordata, Aves, Passeriformes, Cinclidae.